UCGCCCCUUAUCACCCGUUUUCCAUUCCUUUCUCUUUUACUUCAUCGAUCAUGAAAUUCUCUAUCGCUGCUGCCCUUCUCUCGGUCAUCUCGGCUGCUUGCGCUCAAGCUCCCGCCGCUCCCGCCGCACCUUCCGCUCCCGCUGCUCCUGCUGGUCCUGCUGUCGGUGUCGCCAGCGUUAUCGCUCCCGGCUAUGGUGCUGUGUGGAAUGCCGGCAAGUCUUGGGCUAUCACCUGGAACGUCAAUGACGCUUCCGUCGCCAACUUUGACUCGAUCGAAUUGAGAAACGGUGCUUCCUCCAACCUCCAGCUCAUCGCCAAGAUUGCCGACGCCGUCCCUGUCGCUUCCGGCAAGUACGACUGGAACAUCCCUACCGAUAUUGCUACUGAUAGCUCCUACGCUGUCAUCCUCCGCAGCGCCAAGGGCGACAGUUACUCACCUCAAUUCACCAUUUUGGGUGCUCCCCCUGGUACCAAGCCCAGCACCAACACCACCACUGGUUCGACCGGUAACUCCAACAACAACGCCACUGGUGCCCAACCUUCUGGUGGCAGCCCUGCUGCUUCCGGUUCCGGUUCUACUUCUUCGCCUUCCACUUCCUCUUCUGCCUCUGGUGAUGCUGCCAAGGAAAGCAACAAGGACAGUGGUGCCGCUGGUAUCAAGGCUGGCGUGAUGGGUGUCGUUGGUGCCGUCGGUGUCGCUGCUUUGUUGUUGUAGACAGGUUUCAUCAAUGCAAAGCCAGAAAAAAAAAUUCCACCCAAAUACGAAAUUCCAUGCAUUCCUUUCCCUCAGUAAUUCCAGAAAUAUAAUACUUGUUUAGAAUACUAAUCAUCGGUCAUGUUCCCACUUGUUUUUCCAAAAGAAAAGAAAAUAAUCGUUUAUUUUCGGGAUCAUGCUUAAUGUUUUUUCUGCUCACAUUUCCAAUCUGUAAAACUAUUUUUCCCCAUAAAAGUAAUCAACACCAUUGAAACAUUUCAAUUGCAUUUGC
Messenger RNA from Radiomyces spectabilis, 987 nucleotides. RefSeq lists its product as uncharacterized. NCBI's taxonomy places the organism in Eukaryota, Fungi, Mucoromycota, Mucoromycetes, Mucorales, Radiomycetaceae. Bases 51 to 716 code for a protein of 221 amino acids. The transcript is spliced from 3 exons. The record is from RefSeq and is a predicted model, not a curated record.